This is a messenger RNA of Theobroma cacao (cacao), 726 nucleotides long. Lineage: Eukaryota; Viridiplantae; Streptophyta; Magnoliopsida; Malvales; Malvaceae. The record is from RefSeq and is a predicted model, not a curated record.
AUGGAACACUACUCUUCUUCUCAGCAAGUUGUGUUGCUUCCUUCAUAUCCCAUGCUUCUCUUUUCUCUUCUGAUAAAUGUACUGAUUGAACAUUGUACAACUGAUGAACGACAAAAUCUCCAGGCAGAGAUCACAACAACCCAGCAUUACUAUGAUUUCAGUGAUGAAACAACAGGGAAAGAUACUGUAGAAAUUGCACCUUCUGGCUUAUUAGAGCUUGGUCAAUCUUCUUGUCAAACUGGGACUUCGGAGAUCUCCAAUCCACUGAACUCGCUAGCAGAAGUUGUACAAGAGGUUGAUGGCGAUGAAAUUACAGCAGAACCAGCUAUGGAAAUACUGCCAAGAUUCGAUGAAGCUCAGGUGCAAAACCUAAGAAAUGGGUUAAAAGUUGCAAGCCUGGUCAUCUCAGUUUCUACAACUGGGAUUUUUAGUUUCCUCGCCGGAUUUCCUACAAGUCAACAUCCCACCAUGAAAAGCAAGCUUCUGUUCAAAGCUGGAAUUCUCUCAAUGUCUGCCUCACUGUUCUCUGCUUUAGUCCUAUUGGUACUGUCAACAAACAAGGCCAAGUUUUCUGCCUUAAAUCUAACUGUGGGAAUUAUCAUAUGGAUUUCCACAGGAUUGAUGACAUUGGCAGUGGUUUUGCUCAUCAUAUUUUACUUGCAAAACACAACGUGAUCAUUAGCUAUUUUCCCUUGAGGCAAGACAAGUGAUCUAUUGUAAGGAAUU